Messenger RNA from Gregarina niphandrodes, 315 nucleotides. RefSeq lists its product as hypothetical. The annotation marks the transcript as partial. The record is from RefSeq and is a predicted model, not a curated record. The transcript has a single exon. Lineage: Eukaryota; Apicomplexa; Conoidasida; Eugregarinorida; Gregarinidae.
AAACGAGCGACUCUGCAAGGCCUUGCGCACUUCGCCUUGUGUAAAACCCACAAGGUUCUUCGCCAAAACGCUGCCCAUCCGCCAGUCGUCCCAAUUCCCCACCUUUCGCGGCGACCACCGACUCUUCCGGGACCACGGAGACGCGCCCUCCUUCACCUCCCGCAAAUGCCGAUACACCACGUCGUCUUCCCCUCCCCCCACCGCCUCCGGUUCCGCCUCCGGUUCGCGUCCCACCGCCUCCGGUUCCGCCUCCGGUUCGCGUCCCACCGGUUCCGGUUCCGCCUCCAGUUCGCGUCCCGCUUCGGACACACGCGC